AAGCAAAUAAACAAAAUACAUUGUUAUAUUUAUGUGUAUACAUGAUAUUACGGCUGUUUUCAGCUCACUGCAUUUUAUAUUAGUUCUGUUGUGGUGUCGAUUUUAUCUAUAAAGAAUCAUACAUAUAUAUAUACACAUAUAUAUAUAUAUAUAUAUACAUAUAUAUAUCCAAUCUUUUUUUACAAGAAGAUUUCAAUAUCAUCGCGUAAGCCACAUAACGUCUUACGUACAAUACAAGGAAUUAUGCCUAUAAAAAGAUUAUUUUAUCGAUUUCAACCGGCUCCAUUAUAUAUCGUUUUAAUAUUGUCGAUAUGUUACUUUAGCGUACAAUUAAUUUUAAGCCACAUCACACAUGCGUUAACAUUGUUAAUGGCCUCAUAUCAUAUGCUAUGCAAUAUAUUUGCAUUGGCCGGCAGUAUUGUUACUAUAAAGCAUAAUUUAUACAACAACAACACCGGGGAAAAGGAUUAUUUUAGUAAUGAAUGCCAAAAAGCCAACGUUACAGAUAUUACGAGAGACAAGUCUGAUGCAAUACAAAGCGAUGAAAAUCUUAAAGCUAAGAAAGCAACCAUACUACAACAAACGACCGAACAAGAAGAGGAAGCUAAAUUGACGAUCGCAAGUAAAAGGCGUGAAAUAAAGAUACGGAAUACGUUUGGUUGGGCGCGUAUCGAAAUCUUGACGAUGCUUAUCGUCUGCAUUACAUUGAUUUCUUUGUCGUUUUCUCUGUUAGUCGAAGGGCUGCAGACAUUGGUUCAUAUCGAUCACCAAGAUUCCAUGCAUCUACCAAUGCUGGUCACGAUUUUAGGCUUAGUGGGACUAUUAUUGAAUGGAUUUACUUAUCUAACUAUCGGUGGAUAUACCCUGCAUCAGGGCAAUUUUCUACAUAUAACACCAACUGGUGCGGUAAUACAAGAAUCGAAUUCCUAUAAAAUUGAUCUGAGUAAAGAGAAUAGCAUAAAUGAAACACCGCAACUAAAGCAAGAAUUGAAAAAAGAAUUUCAAGAUGUUUACAAUAACAACAACAAGAACAAAAGGCAAGGUGCGGCUGAACUAUUAAGGGAUGUCUCCAGCACCAUAUUUGUGAUUGUUUGCGGUAUAAUUGUGCAUUUCGCAGCCGAUAAGGAGCAUACAGCGAAAUUUAUAGAUCCGAUCUUGUCAAUAUUCUCAUGCGUUUUAGUUGUGGCCCUAAGUUAUCCAUACAUGAAGAAAGCCUGCUUAAUUUUAUUGCAGACGAUACCCGAUACAAUUGAUAUGGAUAAUUUCGAACGAUCGCUAAUUUCGAAAUUUCCGCAAAUAGUUAGCUACCACGAUUUACAUAUCUGGCAAUUAUCUUCGCAUAAGUAUAUUGCCACCGUACAUAUUGUCUUCCAAAAUUCGAAACUUUAUAAUAAAACUAUCGAUGACGUAAGCGCAUAUUUUCAUGAAUACAGCAUAGCACAUGUUACUAUACAACCGGAAUUUUCGAAUGGCAAGACGCCGUCAUCUUCAACAGAAUGCCUAAUGCAUUGCACUAAUCCGGAUUGUGUUGAUAAGGUUUGUUGCAAGGAUUCCUUAACGGACCUAACGGACAUCAGUGUUUCUCCGGGCGGUAAUACCCAAAUUCCAAAUAAAAAGUCGAACGGUAAGUAUAAAAACAAACAGCAAACGGGAAAGAAGACGUCAAUGGCGAACAAUGGUAAAACACGGAUACCAACGCCAACAUUAUCAGUAAUCGGCAAUGAGAGAUGUAAAUCAUUAACAAAUGCCACUGAAGAGACAUUACAAACUCCCAACCCGGAUGAGACUGAGAAGACUGAGAAUACAAAUCUAAGUCAAACUAAAACAAAUGCAAGAACUAGCACGAACGUCAACGCCAUCGCCACUAGUAGUAGUAGUAGUAGUAGUAGUAGUAGUACCGGUGAUUCAACAAACGAUAGCAACGAUACCAAAUGUUAACUUUCAUACAAAAAGUGUCAUGAAUUCAUUGUCAUGAUGACCUUUCUAGCACAGGGAUAUAUAUAUCAUAACUUUUUAUUAAAAAGCGUAGCCUGACUUUUUCUCUUAAGUUUAGUAAUAAUCGUUACCAUUGCUAUGUAUAUAUACAAAGUAAUUAUUGAUUAAUUAAUUAGUGCAAAAACACUUACAUCCCCAUACCUACUCUAUCGCUGAUAUUUACUUAUAUACAAUAAUUUGCAUUUAAGUUGAAAUCAAUAAAACCGAGAGUAGAGAAUAUUUCUCUUACGUACUGCAUACAAAUGUUUACGUUUAAGUAAAAAAAAAAUAAAUAAAUAAAAAAAAAAAAAAAA
Glossina fuscipes is the source of this 2288-nucleotide messenger RNA. RefSeq names its product zinc transporter 1 (gene ZnT77C). The transcript is spliced from 4 exons. Lineage: Eukaryota; Metazoa; Arthropoda; Insecta; Diptera; Glossinidae. Gene Ontology annotation, molecular function: zinc ion transmembrane transporter activity. Gene Ontology annotation, cellular component: membrane. The coding region runs from base 244 to 1938 and encodes 564 amino acids. Gene Ontology annotation, biological process: zinc ion transmembrane transport; intracellular zinc ion homeostasis; detoxification of zinc ion. The record is from RefSeq and is a predicted model, not a curated record.